GGAAUUCAAAUGGAAUCAUCAUAUUUACAUGCACUAAAUUUGUUUACAUCACAUGUAUACCACACCCUCUGUUGAUAGUUCCAAGCCUCGAGAACAUAAAAAGCGGAUGGUCUACUACAGGUGGCACUUUUGUGACUGCGUACGUGACCCACUAGUAUACUUAUCGAUCUGAUCAACUCAUUCAGAGGAAGAUGUUAACUGCAUUUUUCCUACUCGCCGUGUUAACCUCUUCGUCUGAUGCCCAGUCCGUCUGUGAGCACCCCGCCAACCUGACAUCCGACAGCGGCCAGUUCUCCAGCCCGGGAUACCCAGAUAACUAUCCCAUCAACACGCAGUGUUCAUGGAGCAUAACUGUGCCGGACGGGAAGCUCGUGAGGAUCUCGUUCCUGAACUUUGACCUAGAAGACGACUCUGGGUGUGGGUACGACUCCCUGGUUAUCCAUGACGGGGACAGCACACUUGACUACAGACUCCUGAGCGCCUGUGGAAGCAAUAUUCCGCGGCCCACAGUUUCCUCAACAAACACCGUUCUCGUCGUGUUCACGUCAGACGGGUCAAUCACCAAAGCCGGCUUUUCCGUUGUCUUCACAUCCGAAGAUGCACCAGCAACCUGUGGACCUGACGAAUUCACCUGCAUGACUGGUACCUGCGUAAACGUCAACGCAACAUGUGAUGGCGUCAACGACUGCGGAGAUAACAGUGACGAGUACACAUGUGGUGAAGGCCAGUGCGGCAUGACGCCCAUUCCGCCCGUGUUUCCCGCCAGUCGGAUCGUGGGCGGGUCGGAGGCCUACCCGGGCAGCUGGCCGUGGCAGGUGGACGUGCGGCGCCGAGGCGGGCACAUCUGCGGGGCCGCGCUGAUCCACAGACAGUGGGUGCUGAGUGCCGCACAUUGUUUCCAGAGCAAAGAGCUGAGCAUGUACACCUUCAUCCUUGGGAAGUAUCACAAGUUCGCCACGGACGCCACGGAGCAGGUCUUCCGCCCCGCCGUCAUCAUCAAACACCAUGACUACGAUUGGCGCACAUCAGACAACGACAUCGCGUUGAUCAAGUUGGCCACCCCGGCCACCCUGACGCCGUACGUACAGCCUGUCUGCCUCCCCGAGACCGACCCCAAGGCCGGGCAGCUCACCGUGGCCACGGGGUGGGGAUACACACAGGGUACUGGUGGGGAUGACGUGUUGAAGCAGGUCCUGUUGCCGGUAGUGAAGACCAGUAAGUGUAACUCCACCUCCAUGCACGAUGGCAGCAUCACGGAGAACAUGCUGUGUGCCGGGUACCAGGAGGGGCAGCAGGACACGUGUGAUGGAGACAGUGGCGGACCGCUCGUGUAUCCUGACAACACGGACCAAACAUGGCGCCUCGCCGGGCUCACCAGCUGGGGUAGCGUGCCGUGUGCAGCGAGCAUGCGCCCUGGCGUGUACACGCGCGUCACCAGGUACCUCCAAUGGAUACAGGAGAAAAUGGCAGCUUACUGAAUACCAUCACGAUGGACAUUUUGCCACUAGGCUUUCAUCCGUUGCCAUCAUUCACCGUUUCCCGACUUAAAUUGUAGGGUAAAAGCGCAAAUGCCGACUAUUUAACACGAUCAGUGGGAAAGAAUCGACUCAUAUUGUUGGUAAUAGGUUAUAACAGAUACACAACAUCUACAUAGCAAGAAAC
Molecule: messenger RNA, 1662 nt
Organism: Branchiostoma floridae (Florida lancelet)
Lineage: Eukaryota; Metazoa; Chordata; Leptocardii; Amphioxiformes; Branchiostomatidae
Product: trypsin-like
Exons: 10
Coding region: 192-1478 (428 amino acids)
Biological process (GO): acrosome reaction; proteolysis
Molecular function (GO): protein binding; serine-type endopeptidase activity
Source: RefSeq, a predicted model, not a curated record